AUGGCAACGUGUACAACUAACGAUCCCCAUGAAAUUCAAAUGGAUAGCGAAUCUGAAGGCGAUUCUACUAUGAAAAUUGACGCAGUUUAUUCAUCAGAUGUGGAUAGUAGUGAAUCGGAUGAUGAAAUAGGAUCAUCGAAACAACAAUCUACUGAUCGAAUUUGGAAGAAAACUGCAUUCAAACCACAUCUCUUCUCCUUUGAUGAAACAAAUGCUGGUCUUUCAUCGAACAUAGACGCUAUGAAAGAUGCUACACCUCUUGAAUUUUUUCAAUUAUUGUUCAAUGAAACAAUAAUUGAUCUAAUUGUUGAAGAAACCAACAAGUACCAGGCUUUUUCUAACAACGAUAUUACACCCUCAACAUGUUCCCACCAAGCAAAAUGGACAGAGACAAAUCGCUCUGAAAUAUAUACUUUCCUAGCCACAACUAUGCUCAUGUCUGUAACUAAAAAGAAUAAGAUCCUCGACUACUGGUCAGCUGAUCCAAUGAUUAUUACACCUAUGUUUGCAGACGUUUUUCAAUUUAAGGUAACUGUCUCAUUGCAUAACAUAGUAAUGGCUAUUAAUUUGAUACCAUUUCUAUCACAACCCGAAUUUCAAUCCUCACUUUUUUUAUUUUCAAAUAGUAUUCUUAUUCUACUUACAUACAUAUUUAUUCAUCCAUUUCCAUUUUCAUCCUUAUCUGUUCUUAUUUAUGUUUUAAUUACUUUCUAUGUUACAAAACGAUUAGCAUCAGGUAAUUCAUAUAAACCAACAAAAAAUCUUCAGGAACAAAUAGUGAUUGUCACAGGUGCGGCAACAGGGAUCGGUUAUGUAUCAGCAACCGAAUUAGCUAAAUUAGGUGCUAAAGUCAUUGUUGGUAUACGCGGGCAAGAAAGAGCGGAACGUAUUGCAAAACAAAUUGCACAAAAAUCAAAUGGUACAGUUAUUGGUUAUGAUUUAGAUUUAUCGAAUUUAUCAAAUGUUAAACAUUUUGCUGAACAAAUUCUGAAAAAUGAACAACGUUUAGAUAUUUUGUUGAAUAAUGCCGGUGGAAUUAAAGACAUAUAUACUACAACGACCGAUGGUCUAGAAAUCCAAUGGGCUACAAAUCAUAUUGGCCACUUUUAUUUAACAAAACUUCUUUUAUCGUUAUUACUAAAAUCGAAAGGUCGAGUAGUUAACGUUAGUUCUAUAGUCCAUUUUAUUGCAUCACGCGGUAUUGAUUAUGAGUUUUUCAUCGAUAGUUACUCAAAUUUCAAAGUUUACGGAACGACAAAAUUGGCAAAUAUCUGGCAUGCUUAUGAACUGCAUCGACGUUACGGUUCAAAAGGUUUGAAAGCUUAUUCAUUACAUCCGGGCUCAAUUAUUACUACAGAGUUCAAUCGUAAUCGACCAAAAUUAGUUUUAUUACUCAUUCAAUCACUGAUGUAUUUCUUUAGUAAAACAAUCUAUGAAGGUACAUUAACAAGUUUAUAUUGUUCACUAUCAGAUGAUGCACAAUCAGGAAAAUAUCAUUCAGACUGUAAAGAAGCGCAACCAUCUCAAAUUGCGUACAAUCAAAAAUUAGCUGAAGAAUGUUGGAAUAAAAGCGAAGAAAUAAUUGAAGAAAAAACAAAAUAUUUGUCAUAG
Messenger RNA from Didymodactylos carnosus, 1611 nucleotides. NCBI's taxonomy places the organism in Eukaryota, Metazoa, Rotifera, Eurotatoria, Philodinida, Philodinidae. The record is from the annotation of a GenBank genome assembly.